UGAUAAUAGUGACAUCCCAUGUUAUAUAAUUGUCGUGCAACCUCCUCUUCCUCCACAAUCUCCAGAAAGUAAUUCCAAAACCCAAAAUCUCCUUUCUUCAACAUCUCAUCCAUGGGCAGAGCUCUCUCCCACAUCCAUGGCAGCCCAGUAUUCCAUGUUCCUUACACACCGAUUCCCACACGUCAAUUUCCUUCCCAAUUGCCUUGUAGGCUUUUCAAAGUCACCAUGUCAAGCAACCAAUCUUAUUGGACCACCAUAAACGCUGACAUUGAAACUCAUCUCAAGCAAGCCAUACCGGUACGAGAACCCCUCUCUGUUUUCGAACCCAUGAACCAUUUGACGUUUUCCGCCCCACGGAGCACUGCUCCUGCAUUAUGCGUGGCCGCCUGCGAGCUUGUCGGGGGUCACCGGGACCACGCUUUGCCCGCGGCAUCAGCACUUCAGCUCAUGUAUGCAGCUUCCUUCGCUCACGAACACCUUCCCUUGACCCAAAGCUCUAGGCCCAAAUCCGAGAUCCAACAUCUCUACGGUCCAAACAUUGAGUUACUCACCGGGGACGCAAUGAUACCAUUCGGGCUCGAGCUGUUGGCCGUAUCGGAUGAUCCGACUCAAAAGAAUUCGGAUCGAGUAUUACGUGUAAUGGUCGAGAUCACACGUGCUAUAGGCUCACAGGGCAUGGUUCAUGGACAAUAUUACGAAGUGGAACCUUAUGAGUCAAGCAAUAUCAGACAAAACGAACGUGUUAGCGAAAAAUACGAAGGCACAUUACACGGUUGCGCGGCCGCGUGUGGCGCGAUAUUAGCAGGCGGAAGUGAAGUGGAGAUAGAGAAAAUGAGAAGGUACGGUCUAUACAUAGGAAAAAUACAAGGAAUGAUAAGAAGAGAUGAAAGAAACAGCAAAGAUUUGAAGGAAUUGGUGGAGGAGACUAGAAAAUUAGCCACCAAUGAAUUGAGAGGUUUCAAUGAGGCAAAGGUUGAAGCAAUAUCUAAGUUAUUUUGAGCCUAGUUUUAUGUAUAAUGUCCAGGGUAAAUUUGGCAAUGAGUUAAUAAAUAUUGUGCUUUUCUGUCGUCGCAUCUAUUUGUCCAUGUGUUGUAAAUUUUCUCUCUAAUAUUUCAAAUUCAAUUUUUCUAGAUGUUGUUAAAAAAAAUUAGUGGUUAAGUUAUAAUUUUAUUAUUUUUAAGGACAUAAUUAAAUUAUAAAUA
Messenger RNA from Gossypium arboreum, 1202 nucleotides. Its product is annotated as heterodimeric geranylgeranyl pyrophosphate synthase small subunit, chloroplastic-like. The coding region runs from base 112 to 999 and encodes 295 amino acids. The record is from RefSeq and is a predicted model, not a curated record. Gene Ontology annotation, molecular function: prenyltransferase activity. Lineage: Eukaryota; Viridiplantae; Streptophyta; Magnoliopsida; Malvales; Malvaceae. The transcript has a single exon.